AUGACAACAGCGAGCAGUUAUAUCUUUACGAACCCGUUAUGUCCAAAGUCCAUUUUUUGGACUAAUUUAAUGCUUUUAGGCUUCGACCCUUCGGUUCAUACUUCAUAUUCAGCUAUAGUUUUUAAUAAAGACGUAUUCACGAAAGGGCCAAGCUCCGUUAAAGCUAUGGAACUAAUAGUUUGGUUUUUAUUUAAUGAAUUGGAUAGUACGCAGACAAAGGACAAUUUUUUUGAAUGUUGGCCGGUUACUUCUCUUGCAACUUCAGUAAAAUUUCGCAACAUUGCUUACAAAUGGUUAGAAAAGUUAAAAAAGGAGGGAUGUUUAGGAUAUACAGAUAUUAUACUGAGACGAAGUGCAUUUGAUGAGUGUCAAGGUGAAAGGUUUGAACGUGUUAUAAUGGCAUUCUCGAAUUAUGUUAUUAGAGUAUCUUUAGAUAGGGAAUAUCAAAACUAUUGCCAAGUAUUUCCUAUUAAUUUUAAAAUUUUAAAGGAAUCGGCUCCGGAUUUAUUAAAAACAAUAUUAAAGGUUCAUAUAAAAAUACAAACGGAUAAAUUUAUAACCGAGACACAAGAACGAUUAGAUUGCCAAGAACGUUGGAAAAAUUUAGCUAAUAUCCUGACAGAUCGUUUACACGAUAUCACGGAAAGAAAAAACCAAUUGGAGAGAGAUAUAUCUGAAUUUUAUAAAGGGAAAUUGGUCCUUGAGACAUUUGAUAAUUUAUCGAUAGAACAAAUCUCUUUGAUAAGAUUACAAAAACUAGAGAAUGUUCGUUUAACAUGGAAUCUGUGCUUGUCUUGGAUUAAAAACAAUCAAAAUUUUAUUGAUAGUAUUGAAGACAUCAUUUAUGAUCGUGCAAAUAAGUAUAGAUUAGACGGACAGGAAUUAUUAUUAGAAGUUCCUGACGUUAUGAUGACUAUUUGGGAAAGAUUUUUUCAGAAAGAACAAAUAAAUCCUUGCCAAGGGGGAAAAAAAGAUCUUAAAUCUUUAUUAAUAUUAUGGAGAUUCUCUUUGAAAACAUUAAUUAAAAAUAAAUAUGAUAAAUUCAAGAACGAGGAUCUAUCUUGCACUUUAAAUAAACUUGAAGGAUAUCUGUCGGCACAACAGGAACAAACAAGAAGUCUUUCUUCGCUCAAAAAUUUGUUGCGAACGCGUUUAAAUGAAAUAAAUAAAUCGAUCAGGUCAUUACGUGAAGAUCUCAGGUGGCCUUUGACGUUAGGUUAUGACGAAGAUAUCGAAGGUCGAAAAAUGUUUGUCAUGCUCAAAGUACCAUCUUUUAAUUUUAAACACGACAUAUUUGAUGAUCAAAUUGAUGAUAAAGUAAUGGUUGAAUUUAAGUUUGGAAAUGAAUUUUCUUCAAGCUCUAAAAUCGCUACAAAAAGAUCUGCUCAACCGAUUGAAUUUAAUAAACUGCAAGAUACUACUCUGAAGCUUGUCGAUAUGGAAAGAGAACCAAAAUUGAUGACAAAAUUAUAUAAGAAACAUAGUUCUGCUACGAAGUUACCGGAAAUGGGACCACACGAUAUAUUAACAAGUGAUAUAGUCAACCAUGUUGCAAAUGAAGGAGAUAGUCCAUUAACUAAUGCACCUCCCCUACAAUGUUCAAAAGAAGAAGGCGUUGGGACUAUACACAGUGUACAUGAUCCCGUGAAUGCCAUGGAAAAAGAAGGGUUCAAACCUAAAAAAGAAAUCACGCGGACGCCACCUAAAUCUGCUUUAAAAUCUGAAUCUGCUUCAAUUUCAAGGUCAGUCCGUUCGGUUAGAUUUGAUAUGACACAAUUGAUGGACGAAACGCUACCUGGAAUGAUUGAUGAAAGCGAAAGUUAUGAAUGGGAAUAA
Molecule: messenger RNA, 1836 nt
Organism: Rhizophagus irregularis DAOM 181602=DAOM 197198
Lineage: Eukaryota; Fungi; Glomeromycota; Glomeromycetes; Glomerales; Glomeraceae
Biological process (GO): spindle assembly
Cellular component (GO): mitotic spindle microtubule; HAUS complex
Molecular function (GO): microtubule binding
Source: RefSeq, a predicted model, not a curated record